Engraulis encrasicolus (European anchovy) is the source of this 4685-nucleotide messenger RNA. RefSeq names its product Cas scaffold protein family member 4 (gene cass4). Gene Ontology annotation, molecular function: protein binding. Gene Ontology annotation, biological process: cell migration; cell surface receptor protein tyrosine kinase signaling pathway. Gene Ontology annotation, cellular component: plasma membrane; cytoplasm. The transcript is spliced from 7 exons. NCBI's taxonomy places the organism in Eukaryota, Metazoa, Chordata, Actinopteri, Clupeiformes, Engraulidae. The coding region runs from base 293 to 3007 and encodes 904 amino acids. The record is from RefSeq and is a predicted model, not a curated record.
UCUGCUGUGCACAGUGCUCAAGACUGCCUGUGUCAAGUCAAAGUAUAUGAGCAGAGGAUUGCUGCUGGGAGAGACAGAUAGACUGGACAGUCAUAUUAGAGGAAGAGACUACUACGGACACACAUAAACACACAAACACAGAGAGAGAGUUCGAGAGAAGAGAGUCGCACAGAACUUCUGAGUUCACUGCCAGCAAUGUUUGUGGAGUAGUUGGAUUCUCUUCUUUUUUUGAAUGGACUUUUGAAUGGGCUCUUUUUGUUGUAUGGGCUCUGACUGAAGUUGGUUCAAAGAAAUGGAGAACACGGUUCUUGCCAAAGCUCUCUACGACAACACGGCGGAAUGCUCCGAUGAGCUGGCCUUCCGGAAGGGUGACAUCCUGACGGUGAUGGAGCAGAACGUGCCGGGCAGCGUGGGAUGGUGGAACUGCUCCCUCCACGGCCGCCAGGGCCUGGCCCCAGCCAACCGGCUCCUCCUGCUCACCCCAUCCCAGGUGGAGGCCCUCUACCCAGACAAGCCGUGCGCCGGCUCCGCAUCGGGCUCCUCCCCGGGCAGGUCGAUGGCGGUCACCCAGAAUAUCUACCAGAUCCCCACGGUGCCCAGACAGCAGUGCAGCCCCAGCCCGGCGUACGAGUGCAUGGAGCGCAUCUAUGAGGUGCCCUCCUCAGCCUCCUCCUCCUCCUCCUGCAUCCCCUCUGCUACUCUGCCUGCCCGCUGGAGCCCUGUGCCUGGGACACCCUCCAAGGACAGAAGCGCUGCACCAAGUCCCACAGCGGAUGUCUAUGAUGUCCCAAGCCUAGUGCGCAAAGCGUCUCUUUGCACUAUGCAGGCUCCAAGGCCACUGAUUCGUAAAUCGUCCCUGGCGUCCAUGUCCGAGCUGGAGAAACGCUAUGAGGUCAUGGGAUGCAAGCUGGCCAAGAGCUCUUGCCCAAAUAAUGUUUAUGCAGUGCCGCCCUCCGUCUCCCCUGAGCCCAGUUACGACAUCCCUGUGCCCUCCACUGCAGAUCCCCAACACAGGCUGGCAUGUGGCUACAGCACUCUGCCCAGUCCCAGGAAAUCAGACUGGAUCUACGACGUGCCCAUGCCAUCCGAGAAACCAGGUAUCGAGAAACCAGGGUACAGCUAUGGCACGAUGCCAGCCAAAGGCCUGAGCGCCGCCAGUGCUGGGAAGCCAUUUUAUGACACUUUACCCGCCCACGUUUGGUCUCCCAGGACUAGCCUCGGUGCAGACAUGUCCAACUACGACAUCCCCAAGCCCAGUCCUAACGCCCAGCAGAGACUGGCAGGUAGCAGCGGCACGACAGGCAUCUAUGACAUCCCCCCCGGACAAAAGCAACCAGAGGUGCCCGAUAGCACCUCCACAGCACCCCAAGACGCCUUGGUGUCUCGUAGCACUGCAGCUUCCCAGAAGUCGGCAAGCGACGUCAGCACGUCGACCAGAGGCCACGUGCCGCUUGAGUGCCGUGCCAGCUGCGGCCCCACGUACGACCACCCCCGAGGACGUCAGCCGCGCGGGCGCCUGGGCCUCAUGUCCCUGCUGGAGGAGGACGGCUGUGGGGAGCAGCAGAGGCCCUGCGGAGGCCGCUCCCCCCGCUCCUCCGUCACGGGCGGCAGCCAACGCAUCAGUACGGCCUCCACCUCCUCCACGGUCUCCAGCUCCUCCACCAGCUCCUGCGACUCGCUGGUGCUGCUCAGCUCCUCGUCCCCGGAGCUGCUGCGCGAGGUGACGCUGCCCCAGGAGGAGGCGUGCCGGCGGCUGGUGGAGCUCCAGGGGGAGGUGUGCCAGGCCGUGCCCCGCCUCAUGGUCUUCGUGAGCAGCCGCUGGAGGUGCCGUGCGCACCUGGAGGAGCACCUGGCCGCCAUCCGCGCCGCCGCCGAGGACAUCGGCGCGUCCACCACGCGCUUCCUCAACUUCGCGCUGGACGUGCGGGGCAACGCGCGGCGCCUGACGGACUCCAACCUGCAGGCGCGCCUGCUCAAGCAGCUCUCCAUCGUGGAGGACUCGGGGCUCAUUCUGCAGCAGACCGUGGACAGCCUGGAGAGGACAGGCUGGUCGCUGGACGCGCUGGCACAGGACCCGGGGCAGACGCACACUCCGGACCAGCUGGAGAGGUUCGUCAUGGUGGCGCGCACGGUGCCCGAGGACAUCAAGCGGCUGGUGUCCAUACUGAACGCCAAUGGGAAGCUUCUGUUUCGGCUGGCCGCACAGCAGAAGGAGCCCGAGCCAGAGUCGCCAAAGCAGAGCACACCGCCACCGCCACCACCGCCAGAUCUGAAGAAAAGGGACGGGGCCAAGAGGGAGCAGGUGGCAGAGCCAGAGGAGGACGACAACGAUUAUGUGCAACUACACACAAAGGAAGAAAUUGAAGAGCAGCAAAGGAGCAUCCAGGACAACAGAAGAUCCAAGGAAAGCCCAAGCACUCCCAAAACUCAGGGAAGUCCUCCAUCUUUGAACUCCCCGAAGGUGAGCGAAAAGGAACCUCCCUCGCCCCCUAAGGGCCCCAAGCCGACCCUCAAGCAGCCCCAGCAGAAGUCGGCUCUGUCGGAGCACUGCCGCCUGUACUUCGGCGCCCUGCAGCGAGCCAUCAACGAGUUUGUGAGCAGCAUCCUGGACGGCCAGCCACCCGAGACCUUCAUCUCCCACAGCAAGCUGGUGAUCAUGGUGGGCCAGAGGCUGGUCAACGCGCUCUGCAACGAGGCCAACCAGGGCACCAACGCUGCCUCCACCCCUGGCACCACCACCACCACCACCACUUCCACCACCACCACAACAAACACUGCAAGCAGUGGCAACAGUAGUAGUGGCAGCGGCGGUGGUGGUGGCAGCAGUAGCAGGAGUGACCUGCUGCACAGGAGCAAUCACCUGUGUGCCCUCCUGAAGCAGCUGGCCGUGGCCACCAAGAAGGCCGCACUGCACUUCCCCGACCAGCUAGCGCUGCAGGAGGCCCAGAAGUUUGCCAAGGAGUUGGCCCAACGGGCACAGCACUUCAGGCACUCGCUGGAGGUCUGAUACCAUGCUUGUAUAGUAUCAGUGCUUGAAGUGGGAAAAAAAGAGGUGCAGGAACCCUAAUUGUCCGAAAAUACCAUCCAAAAAGAAGUGCAGGAGGGAACCCUGAUUUUACGACAGUCUCAUCAUUAGCAAAUGAGUACAACACGUUUUUGUAGGCAUAUUGCCAACAUGCAUUUUGAAAAACUUGUUUUGAACUUAUAAAAUAUGGCGCACGAGAAGUUCUGCCGGAACGCUGAUGAUGAAUAUUAUGAGGAAGGGGAACUGGGUUCCCCUGAGCUCCGCCCCACUUCAAGCACUGUAUAGUAUCAUAGCCUAACCCAUCACCAUUGACCACCAUACAUACCUACAUGGUAUAAUGAUGAUGGACAGCACCGUGACACUUUGAAGUACACUGAAAACAAUGCGUUAUAGAUACAUUUUUGUACAAAGGUUAUUGGUUGACAUAUUUGUUUUUACACCAUGACGCAAUAGAUGUGCGAUGAAAAAUACAUUUGAUAUGUUGGUGGUGCACAAUUGCAACUGUCUUCAAACUUUUUUGUAUCUUUUCAGUGUACGGAUCAACUCAACUUGCGUUAGUAGAACUGAAUUUGUCUAUUUUCAGCCCUCAUUUGAACAGUAGCUAGCACUGAAGCAGACAUACGGCUAAGUGAGGAGCAUGCAGGGCAUCAUGCUGAGUUUCAUACAGGCCAACUGUCAUUUGUUUAUGAGUCCCAAUAGACUGACAGCUGUUGCUCCUUAGUUUGCAUGUCCAGGACAUGAGAGAAGUGUGCCGGUUUUGGUCAAUAGACUGAUUAUCCAUAUCUGUUGAAUAAUAUACUUUUUAAAAAAUGUUGUGGAAUAUGGAGUGUUUAAAUGGUCUAUAAACUAAUUUCACCCAGUGUGCGAAGAGAUUGAAAAAGUCCCAAUAGUUUUUAAUGGAACUAAUAUUAUUAUUAAUAUUAACUUGUAAGAAGUAUAAUAUGAAGCCUUAAUAUUUUUUUACUUCAUCAUAGCUUUUAUUUGGUUACUGUUAACAGGAAUAACAAAAUUCGAAGAUAACGAAGAUUCAGUUGCUGCCCUUAUUUCACUGUAAUAGAAUGGUUUCCAAUUGCAUAUAGAGACAUUCCAUCCAAAUUUUAAUCAGUAGGCUAUCAAAGUGUCUAUUUUAGGGAAAACUGUUUUUCUCAACACUGUCAUCAUGUCAAUAAACGAUAACCGUGAUGUGAGGGGAAAAAAACCCUAAAGAGCAAUAAAUACACACAGAUUGCCUAACAGAGUUUAUGAGAAGCCUAGCUUAUCUGGCAGUCACUUCUCUGACAUUUCCUUCCUAUAGUAUCAGUGAAGGCCCUCAACAAAUUUUUGCACUUUUGUUUUUGAGCUACAUCUUGAGGAAAAUUUAGGAACAAUGUGCCCAUACUGUUGAAAAAUGCUAGUUUGAUUUGUUUUGUAUUGAUGAAGGUGUGGUGUAUAUGUUUGAAGAGGUGAGCUUGUGUGGCUUAUUUUAUAUGUAUAAUGUGUACAUAUUCAUAUACGGUUGGGCUAUCUCUUUCAUGGAGAGGCAUAGGUAUCUUAUUCAUUAUCAAUAUACGUAAAGCAUACUUACUUUAUUCGUCCUUUCGUAUUGUUUAUUUAGUUUAUUGUGUUUGCUCUUUUUGUCCUUCAUUUUGUCUUUCUUACAUCCUACUGUAACAUUUUUAAU